UUUUUCCCAUAUCGAACUCUCUAACUCCAAUUCCAUGGCACCACCGAACCCCCCACCCACUUCAGAAGCAAGUUCCUCCGCCGUACAGAAAGUGAAAAGCAAUCUCGUCUUCCGUUCAACCUGGGCCGAACUCAACGGCGCCAUGGGUGACCUAGGUACAUACAUACCCAUUGUUCUGUCCCUAACCCUAGCCAGUGACCUCAACCUCGGCACCACAUUGAUCUUCACCGGCAUGUACAACAUCAUCACCGGCGCCAUCUACGGCGUCCCCAUGCCCGUCCAGCCCAUGAAGUCCAUCGCAGCUGUCGCCCUCGCCGACCCCACCUUCUCCAUACCGGAGAUCAUGGCCUCCGGUAUCCUCACCGGAGCAACCAUGUUGGUCCUAGGCGUCACCGGGCUCAUGCAGCUAGCUUACAAGCUCAUUCCCUUGUGUGUUGUGAGGGGAAUCCAGCUAGCACAGGGUUUGUCCUUUGCGUUGACCGCGGUCAAAUAUGUAAGAAAAGUACAAGAUUUGCCUCGGUCCAAAUCAAUGGACCAAAGACACUCGCUUGGGUUCGAUGGGUUGAUUCUCGCCAUCGCAUGUGUUUGUUUUAUUGUCAUUGUAAAUGGUGCUGGCGAGGACCCGAAUCACGAUCAUGAUCAUGACCACGACGAAGAACCAUCCCACCAAAUCCAAGCCAGAAUAAGUAAUAAAGUGAGAAAAAUAAGAAGGGUUAUUUUUGCGCUUCCUUCGGCUUUCUUGGUGUUUGUGUUGGGAGUGUUGUUGGCUUUCAUAAGAAGGCCUAGGGUGGUGCAUGAGAUUAAAUUUGGACCCUCUUCUAUAGAGGUGGUGAAAAUGUCUAGACAUGCAUGGAAGCAAGGUUUCAUAAAGGGCACAAUCCCUCAACUCCCAUUGUCAAUUUUAAACUCUGUGAUAGCGGUUUGCAAACUAUCAUCAGACUUGUUUCCAGGUAAAGAUUUUUCAGUGACAUCACUCUCAGUAACUGUAGGUUUGAUGAACCUUGUGGGAGGGUGGUUUGGGGCCAUGCCAUGUUGCCAUGGAGCUGGUGGGCUUGCGGGGCAGUAUAAAUUUGGAGGGAGGAGUGGAGGGUGUGUUGCACUUCUUGGUGCGGCUAAGUUGAUUUUAGGGUUUGUGUUGGGAAGUUCUUUGGCUCAUUUUUUCAACCAGUUUCCUGUGGGGAUCUUAGGGGUGUUGCUCUUGUUUGCUGGGGUUGAACUAGCCAUGGCUUCUAGGGACAUGAAUACUAAAGAAGAUUCUUUUGUUAUGCUUCUUUGUACUGCUGUUUCGUUGGUGGGGUCCAGUGCUGCUCUUGGAUUCUUGUGUGGGAUGAUUGUUUUUGUGCUUCUUAAGCUAAGGGAUUGGAUAAAUGGUAAGCCGAUUAAUGCUAUUUGGAAGCAUGAAGGCCCUGAUGAGCAAGUUUGAAGCAAAAAUUUAGGACUUAGGAGGAGAAUAUAUAUAUAUAUAUAUAUCAUUAAUUAUCUACCAUGUUGUUGCUUGCUUGUAAUGGGUAAUUAUUAUCAGUGUCUUCUGGUGUAAAUAUAUUUGUAUGGCUUAGAAUAAUUGCGUCGCAUAUGCAAGUUUAUUUUUCUGUCAAUUAUUCUCAUCUGGGAUUUGAUAGUGAAAUGGGGUUUCACUCCUGUACGUCUUGUAUUUCUAAGGUAUGAAAGAAUAUAUAUUUACCAUGAACUUCUUCAA
Messenger RNA from Glycine soja, 1696 nucleotides. RefSeq names its product molybdate transporter 1-like. The record is from RefSeq and is a predicted model, not a curated record. Gene Ontology annotation, biological process: molybdate ion transport. The coding region runs from base 35 to 1423 and encodes 462 amino acids. NCBI's taxonomy places the organism in Eukaryota, Viridiplantae, Streptophyta, Magnoliopsida, Fabales, Fabaceae. Gene Ontology annotation, molecular function: molybdate ion transmembrane transporter activity. The transcript has a single exon.